AUGCUCAAGAGGUAUCUCCAUACAACCAGACCCUCGCGAGCUGUUAAGCCCGUUUUCAAACCGCAUAAUCCCAGAAAGGGUAUCAAGACAUUUGAUGAUAACUUCGCAACCCUGGAGAAGAAGGAUGAGAGAAAAAUAUGGGAGCGAAUGGACAUUUCGAAGCAUGAGUUCUUCAUAAGAAAGUACGGCAACAUCACCCCCGAAGAGAGGAAAAGAUUGGACGAGAAGGUAGCACGGCAAAGAAGGCUACGAGAAGAACGCAGAAAACAUGAGUUGGGCGAUGCUUACGUUGAAAAGAGCGAGAGGGGACCUAUUACCCUCAAUCCACUUUCAGAAUACCUUUAUGGGACGCAUCCAGUGAUUUCAGCCCUUACUGCUGGCAAAAGGAAGGGUUUCAGCAACUUGUACAUAUUCAAUCCCAAGGACGAAACCCCUAAGAUUCUUCUGCUAGCGAAGAAGUACGGAAUUAAAGUUAGGCAGAAGAAAUCUAAGGCUGAAAUGGCCCGACUCUGUUCAAACGGUGUUCACAACGGUGUCGUCCUAGAAACAAAACCACUUAACCCACCACAAAUUUGGAAUGUUGAUGCGUUCAGCAGUGAAUCUGGAGAGUAUGAUGUUACUUGUGUUGAGGAUGUUCAGAGAAAGAAGCACACGAAAAGGCAUAGAUUGGCAAGGGAUACAAGCAACACUUCAGGCGGCAGCUUUCCGCUUGGAAUAUACCUUGAUGGCAUCACGGAUCCUAUGAAUCUUGGGAACAUAGUUCGUUCCGCAUACUGCUUGGGGGCAGACUUUAUCGUAGUUCCCAGCUUAGACUCUGCGAAAAUGGGUCCCGUCGCAGCCAAAGCAUCAGCAGGAGCCCUUGAUAUGAUGACCAUCUAUAAGACAGACGAAACGCAAUCACUUUUUAGUCGGUUAAAGAAAGGUGGCUGGAACAUAGUCGCCUCAAGUGCCAAGCUGAAGGAUGAGCCAACCAAUGCAAAGUUCAUCGAGACGAGCGACUUGCAAAUCUUGCUAAGCGAGGCGCCUGCGAUGCUAGUGCUUGGGAGUGAAGGAAGUGGAAUAAAGAAGAAUUUGAAGUCGAUUUGCGACUACCACGUUGCGUUGGAGAAGACGAGAGUGGGUGACGAGGACAAUGUUGUCGACUCCUUGAAUGUGGGAUGUGCUUCAGCGUUGCUUAUAAGCCACUUUUUGGGGUAA
Molecule: messenger RNA, 1197 nt
Organism: Candidozyma auris
Lineage: Eukaryota; Fungi; Ascomycota; Pichiomycetes; Serinales; Metschnikowiaceae
Exons: 1
Coding region: 1-1197 (398 amino acids)
Biological process (GO): rRNA methylation
Cellular component (GO): mitochondrion
Molecular function (GO): RNA binding; RNA methyltransferase activity
Source: RefSeq, a predicted model, not a curated record